CACCUAGUCCGCCUACCUAGUCUACCUAUUUCAAAACAGCGCAGCCAGACAUCUGUCAGCCAUCAGUCACAGUAGAGAGACAGUACAUGCUUCUUUCACCAUUCUAUUUUGACAACAUGUGCAAGCUCACUCUAACUGCAGGUCUCUGUUUGAUCAUCGCCAGCUUGGCCUCUUCCAACAGGCUAGUGUGUUACUAUAACAGUGAUGCUGAAGAUAGAGCGGAGGACGGGAAGUUCACAGUUUCAGAUAUCAAUCCGAACAAGUGCACCCAUCUGAUCUAUGCCUUUGCUGACAUUAAUAACAAAAAUGAGCUGAUCCCCAGUAGUCUAACUGACUUACAAAGCUAUGAGUCGUUUAAAGAACUCAAAAUCAGAAAUCCAAUGCUCAAAACCCUGCUGGCGGUUGGUGGCUUGAAAUUUAACAACCAAAAAUUCAGUACAAUGGUGUCAACACAACAAAACAGAAAAACGUUCAUCGACUCUGCUAUCACACUACUGAGAAUGAAUGGGUUUGAUGGGCUGAACAUUGACUGGAGGUACCCCGGAGGAGCUGGAAGCCAAUCACAGGACAAGCAGAGAUUCACACUGCUGUGCCAGGAGCUCAAAGACGCCUUUGAGGAUGAUGGAAAAGUAGAUGGCAAUGACAGAUUAAUCGUCACUGCUAGUGUCUCUGCUGAGAAAGCAACCAUCGAUGCCAGUUAUGAAGUCGGACAGAUUGCCAAGCACCUGGAUUUCAUUAAUGUGCUGACAUUUGACUUUCACGGCCCCUGGGAAAAUGUCACAGGACAUCACAGCCCCUUAUUCAACGGAUCCCAAGACACUGGAGACAGACAAUACUUGAACACUGACUUUGCUAUGACGCACUGGCAGAAUAAUGGAGCACCUCCACAAAAGCUAAACUUGGGGUUAGCGGCAUACGGGCGAGCUUUUAACCUCUCCUCUGCAUCCAGUGUUGUUGGAGCACCAGCCAAUGGUCCUGGUGAAGAAGGCUGCUACACCGGUGAAGAAGGAUUCUGGGCCUAUUAUGAGACUUGCCUUUAUCUUGAAGGGGUUAAAACCAAUGUGAUUACUGAUCAGAAAGUUCCAUAUGCCACCACAGAAAAUCAGUGGGUUGGAUUUGACGACAAAGACAGCCUUGAUAUUAAGGUCCGUUACAUAAAGACUAAUGAAUUUGGAGGAGCCUUUGUCUGGUCUCUGGACCUGGACGAUACUACUGGACAGUUCUGUAAAAUGGGUAACAGCCCCUUCAUCAGCCACCUGUAUAAUCUCCUGUUUCCUACGACAACCACAACAAUUCCCCCUACCACAACAACCACAACAAUGCCCACUACUACAACAACCACAACAAUGUCAACUACCAUAACAACUCCCCCUACAACCACCACAACAAUUCCCCCUGAUACAACCACAACGACUCCCCCUACCACAACCACAACAAUGUCAACAACCACAACAACCACAACUCCCCCUACAACUACCACAACGACUCCCCCUACCACAACCACAACAAUGUCAACUACCACAACAACUUCCCCUACCACGAUCACAACAACUUCCCCUACCACGACCACAACAACUUCUCCUACCACAACCACUUCCCCCACCACAGCCACAACAACUUCCCCUGCCACGACCACAAAAACUACCCCUACUGAGUCCACAAAAAUUCCCCAAACCGAUCCGCCAAAAGAAGACCUUACCACGACAACAAAAACUUCCCCUAAUGAAACCACAACAACUUCCCCUACCACGACCACAACAACUUCUCCUACCACAACCACAACCACUACCACAACAACUUCCCCCACCACGACCACAACAAUGCCCACUACUACAACAACUCCCCCUACACCAACCACAACAAUGUCAACUACCAUAACAACUCCCCCUACAACCACCACAACAAUUCCCCCUGACACAAGCACAACGACUCCCCCUACCACAACCACAACAAAGUCAACAACCACAACUCCCCCUACAACUACCACAAUGACUCCCCCUACCACAACCACAACAAUUCCCCCUACCACAACAACCACAACAAUGCCCACUACUACAACAACUCCCCCUACACCAACCACAACAAUGUCAACUACCAUAACAACUCCCCCUACAACAACCACAACAACUCUCCCUACUACAACUACAACAAUGUUGACUACAACAACUCCCCCUAUAACAACCACAACAACCACAACUCCCCCUACAACUACCACAACGACUCCCCCUAUCACAACCACAACAAUGUCAACAACCACAACAACCACAACGCCCCCUACAACUACCACAACGACUCCCCCUACCACAACCACAACAAUGUCAACUACCACAACAACUUCCCCUACCACGAUCACAACAACUUCCCCUACCACGACCACAACAACUUCUCCUACCACAACCACAACAACUUCUCCUACCACAACCACAAUAACGCCAACUACCACAACAACUUCCCCCACCACGACCACAACAAUGCCCACUACCACAACAACUCCUACCACGACCACAACAACUUCUCCUACCACAACCACAACAACUUCCCCUACCACAACAACAACCACCACAACAACUUCCCCUACCACGACCACAAAACCUUCCCCUACCACAACCACAACAACUUCUCCUACCACAACCACAAUAACGCCAACUACCACAACAACUUCCCCCACCACGACCACAACAAUGCCCACUACCACAACAACUCCUACCACGACCACAACAACUUCUCCUACCACAACCACAACAACUUCUCCUACCACAACCACAAUAACGCCAACUACCACAACAACUUCCCCCACCACGACCACAACAAUGCCCACUACCACAACAACUCCUACCACGACCACAACAACUUCUCCUACCACAACCACAACAACUUCCCCUACCACAACAACAACCACCACAACAACUUCCCCUACCACGACCACAACAACUUCUCCUACCACAACCACAAUAACGCCAACUACCACAACAACUUCCCCCACCACGACCACAACAAUGGCCACUACCACAACAACUCCUACCACGACCACAACAACUUCUCCUACCACAACCACAACAACUUCCCCUACCACAACAACAACCACCACAACAACUUCCCCUACCACGACCACAAAACCUUCCUCUACCGAGCCCACAAAAAAUCCUGACCCGCCAAAAACUACCCCUACUGAGCCCACAAAAAUUCCCCAAACCGAUCCGCCAAAAGUAGACCCUACGGAGCCCUCAAAAAAUUCCCCGACCACGACAACAAAAACUUCCCCUACUGAAACCACAACAACUUCCCCUACCACGACCAUAACAACUUCUCCUACCACAACCACAACAACGCCCACUACCACGACCACAACAACGCCAACUACCACAACAACUUCCCCCACCACGACCACAACAAUGCCCACUACCACAACAACUCCUACCACGACCACAACAACUUCCCCUACCACAACAACUCCUACCACGACCACAACAACUUCUCCUACCACAACCACAACAACUUCCCCUACCACAACAACAACCACCACAACAACUUCCCCUACCACGACCACAAAACCUUCCCCUACCGAGCCCACAAAAAUUACCCCUACCGAGCCCACAAAAAAUCCUGACCCGCCAAAAACUACCCCUACUGAGCCCACAAAAAUUCCCCAAACCGAUCCGCCAAAAGUAGACCCUACGGAGCCCACAAAAAAUUCCCCGACCACGACUACAAAAACUUCCCCUACUGAAACCACAACAACUUCCCCUACCACAACCACAACAACGCCAACUACCACAACAACUUCCCCCACCACGACCACAACAACGCCCACUACCACAACCACAACAACUUCCCCUACCACAACCACAACAACGCCAACUACCACAACAACUUCCCCCACCACGACCACAACAACGCCCACUACCACAACAACUUCCCCCACCACGACCACAACAACGCCCACUACCACAACCACAACAACUUCUCCUGCCACAACCACAACAACUUCCCCCACCACGACCACAACAACGCCCACUACCACAACAACUCCUACCACAACCACAACAACUUCCCCUACCACAACCACAACAACGCCAACUACCACAACAACUUCCCCCACCACGACCACAACAACGCCCACUACCACAACAACUUCCCCCACCACGACCACAACAACGCCCACUACCACAACCACAACAACUUCUCCUGCCACAACCACAACAACUUCCCCUACCACAACCACAACAACGCCCACUACCACAACUCCUACAACGACCACAGCAACUUCCCCUACCACAACAGCUUCAACAACGCCAACUACCACAACAGUUUCCGUUAACCAGAACUCUUGUGCAGGAAGGGUCGAUGGGCACUUCCGCCAUCCUACUGACCAAACACGAUUUCUACAAUGCGCCAAUGGACAGACUUUCAUUCUUAAAUGCCCGGCCACUACGGUCUUUAAGGAUAGCUGCAGGUGCUGUGCUUUCCCAUAGGUGAUAGUAUUUAUUCUCAUUAACAAAUGGCGGGGCAUUGUCAAAAGCUAUUAUAUGUACAAUGUCUUCUGAUUCUUCACUGUUGAGUUAUAUAAAUAAAAUAAAUGCUUAAUAAUAGUCAUGCUUGCCUUUUAGGCUUCACUAAUCUACACUUAAGCGGAAAAAUUAGAAAAAACUAUUUACACAUCAAUUGUCAGCAUUAACAUUCUCAGAUGGAUUUCCAUAAGCACCCUGUCUCCACUGAAAUGCCAAAACAAUGGCAAAAAAGUUAAAUCUUCUUUUCAGUUGGCAAACAACAAAGCUAUGCAUUAACGUGAUGACACCAAACCUUUCGGCAUUUAGUUACAUAUACUUUCAUCAAUUUGCAACUGUAUGUACAUGUUAAGAAUGGCAAUGUCCUGCCAUCCAUGUCUGUCAAUAUAAAAUAUUAUUUAUAUUAUUUUAUUUAUCAAUACAACUUACUGCGUAUUCACAAUUGUUGUCCUGUUGCUGUCUGUUAAUUGAAGGUAUAUUUAAACCAGUUGGGUGUGUAUGUUCUUGUUUUUUGCCAUCAUUUAUUCUGACAUGCAUAUCUUUCUUAUUUGUGUAUCUAACCCUGUAUGGGGUUUGUUCUUGUUGGUUUAGAUUUAGCUAUUGCGGGAUUUGUCCUACAUAAUGAUACAGAUGUUGCAUAUUGCAUAUAUUUAUAUACUCUACAUGUAAAUACAAAUACAUAUUACUAAAUUUAAGUUGAUGAUGAAUUAAUAAAAUACCACAAGUUUCCCUGACAAAUUUCGGCACAUUUUGUUUGGUUUUGUUCUAUAUUUGGUUGUUCUAUGUUGGUUGUUCUUUGUAUAUCAGGUGUUUGUGAGAUAAAAGACACAUUAUAUCUUAUAUAUGUGGAAACAAGCUGCCUAACUGGCACUCAUGGAAAAGCCAUUCAUAUGAAAUAAUUCAUUAGAAGACACGGGAGCAGCAGGGAGAAGACUUGCUUAUCAAACAUUUCUCGACAUCAGAGCCACUUACUGCAUUGUAAGAUGAAUAAA
Messenger RNA from Sebastes umbrosus (honeycomb rockfish), 5497 nucleotides. Its product is annotated as mucin-2-like. The transcript has 11 exons. The record is from RefSeq and is a predicted model, not a curated record. NCBI's taxonomy places the organism in Eukaryota, Metazoa, Chordata, Actinopteri, Perciformes, Sebastidae. The coding region runs from base 87 to 4472 and encodes 1461 amino acids. Gene Ontology annotation, cellular component: membrane; extracellular region. Gene Ontology annotation, molecular function: chitin binding. Gene Ontology annotation, biological process: carbohydrate metabolic process.